UGUUUGUGUGCUUGUUACUAUGGAAACUGAAGUAACACAAACAACAUUGAUAAAUUGACAAAAUCAAAUCGACAAAGUGAAUUUAAUAAAAAUAGCGUUGUGUUUAGUUCGUAGCAUUUUGUUACAAACUAGCAAAGCAAUAUGACGGAGCAAAUAAAGUUCAUAGUAAAGGAAUUGAAUUCUAACUUGGGCAGGAACUACGACUUGAUCAAGUUCGACUCUUUGAACGAGAAACAACUCCUGCAACUUUUAGUGGACUUGCUGGUUAAUUUCAAUGCAGGAGAAAAGUUGGACAUAAAUGAAGACGAUUCCGAGACGGUCUCGGUGCGUCUUUUGGAAAUGCUGGGCAGCGUGAAGUAUCGGCCACCAGCGAGCGUAGAGCCGCCGCGUUUCAGGGCGCAACUCUUAGCUGGUGAUGCCAGAACUAUCCACCAUGUGCUGCACUGGCUGCUGACAAACAAGGAACAAGUGAAGAAUACUGCUUACCUCGCCAAGUAUCUGAAGAUUCCUGACAUCCCUACUGAUGUGGCGCAGAAUAAUACUAUCCAGGACAUGUUGGAUUUGUAUCAUAACCUUAUGGAUGAGUUCAAGGAGGUCCACAAAAGAACGAGGUUACUACAAAAGGAAAACUCGUCUGAAAUUAUUAAUGACAUAAAAGAAAUGGCGGUCGAGAGAGAUAUUGUUAUUAAGAGAUUAGAAAACGUGCAAGUGAACUUAGUCGAUAUAAGCAAUAAGGACGAACUACUCAACACAAGCAGAAGUUUAAGAAUGCAGCAGGAAAAAACAAAGGAACUGGAAAAUCAGUAUGAAACCCAGCAAUCACAGUUAAAAAUUGCAUCAGAUCAGCUAAAAAGAUAUCUGAACGUAAUCCACGGACAGAGCGCGGCUCCGAAGACAGUUAAUGACGUCAUUAAGCAUUUGAAAGAGGAGGUUCAGUUAAAUAGUUACCUUGUAAAGGAAAAAUUGCCACAGGAAACUGGCAACCUUCAGAAAGAACUGAGCAUUAUGCAGAACAUUGCCACGGAGAAACAUCUCACUCGGUCCGACUUAGUGUUAGUGCAAGACAAGAUAGCAGUAGUGAACGGUGAAUUGGAGCAGCUGGUGCAGCGCCGCCUGGCUUCCAGCGGCCCCCAGGAAGACAAGCUGGCGCCGUUCAGGCAACAAGCAGCCGUGAUCCGACGCAAUAAGGACGCGAGUGCUGCGCGGGUGCACGAGCUGGCUGCUAGCUUGAAGGAGUAUGAGGCUACACUGGCAGAUCUGCAGUCGCAGGUGAGGCAGUUACUCGGCGAUACGGUGCUUCGUGGAGAAGAAUUGAAGAAAUACGUCAAUUCACUGCGCACCAAGAGCACAGUGUACAAAAGGCAACGAGCCAAUCUUUCUACGUUCAAGGUUGAGACGGGGAUUUUAACGAGAACCCUAAACAUAAUUAGCGCAGCCGAUCCAACUGUCGAAAUGGCACUGGUGAAUCACAAAAAGUUAAAAAUUGACGAUGAUGAAGCGAUGGAAAAGGACCAAAAUAAAACGGAUGAUUUGGCCAAGAAAUCAUUGCAUGACUUGUCGCAGCUGGUAGCGCAAACUGCCCAAAAGCUGUCACAGGUCCGUCAGGAGAUUCAACCGUUGGCAGACAAAAUAAAACCCAUAAAAGAAGAAUUUCAAACUGUACAACAACAGUAUGAACAGAAGAAACGAGUAUACGAAGCGACGUCGAUAAACAUAACUUCGCAAAUGGAACCACUUAAAAACAAAGUAAAAGAGUUGACCGACCAAUUGAACAGUAAAGAGGACGAAUGGAAAAACUUACGGCAAAAAAUAACAAAAGCGGAGAGUCUACAAGAAGUUGUAAUGCUUGAAAUGAAAAAUUCAAUGCAAUCGCCGCGAAAACCAUCCAGAAUUGAAGCGCUGAAGAAAAAAGUGGCUGAUAUGGAACAAAUAGUAAAGAAUUUGGAAGAGGAACAACGAGCGAUAAGUUCCCGCCAGGGCGUGGUGGAGGAGCAAACCAAGCUGUGGGAGAACACUCUGCAGCUGCUUCGCUGCAAGAUGCGCGCGCGCACCGAGCCCGCCGCGCGGCAAGGACACAUGCACAUCACUCAGCAUUCACAAAUGCUCACGCUUACCUAAACUCUACAUUAUUACAUAGGUACUAAGGUCCGUAUUACGAAACAAGGUUCAGAACUCGAUUCUAUAUCAGUCGUAGAUUCUGCCUUAAGAUUGGUGAUAUCUUGAAAUUAAACCAAUUAAAAGCCUCAAUCUAUUUAUUGAUAUGAAUCUAGUUUUCAGCUUCCUUCUGCUGUAAUAAGUACAUUAGAAAAGCGUAAUAAGAAACUUCGUAAGUAGUCGGCACUAUUCUUCACUAAUGAUUAACGCCAUCUAUCAAUACAUUAUCCUCAUCAUUA
This is a messenger RNA of Ostrinia furnacalis (Asian corn borer), 2393 nucleotides long. RefSeq names its product intraflagellar transport protein 81 homolog. The coding region runs from base 142 to 2118 and encodes 658 amino acids. The record is from RefSeq and is a predicted model, not a curated record. Gene Ontology annotation, biological process: intraciliary transport; cilium assembly. Gene Ontology annotation, cellular component: ciliary basal body; intraciliary transport particle B. The transcript is spliced from 11 exons. Lineage: Eukaryota; Metazoa; Arthropoda; Insecta; Lepidoptera; Crambidae. Gene Ontology annotation, molecular function: tubulin binding.